AUGCAUGGUGAAGAUUCAAAUGUGACUAUGCCAAAAAUAUCUAAGAACACACGUGUAAAGAAAGAUACUUUGCAGCCCCAGAAUCUAAUGGAAACUAUGAUUAAUGAUGCAUGUGGGUUCACUGGGAACAAUGUCAAUGAUACUGAUAUGUCUAGUGAGUCUAUAAAUAGAAACGAAAUAUUUAAUGAAGAGCAUAUUGAACGGCAUAAUGAAGAUUAUGCAAAGUUCUAUGAGAUGAUCGAAGAUGGCAAGCAACCAUUAUACGAAGGGUGUACGAAGUAUUCCAAAUUGUCCGUUCUAAUCAAAUUGUAUCAUAUAAAGUGUCUGUGCCGAAUGACUAACAAAGCGAUGAGUGUAAUAUUAGAUUUGUUAAAAGAUGCCUUUGAGGAUGUCAAGAUUCCUGUUUCCUUUUAUGAGGCCAAGAAAACCAUCAACAAACUUGGUCUUAAUUAUACCAAGAUACAUGCUUGCCCAAAUGAUUGUAUUUUAUAUUUUGGAGAAGACAAUGAAGGCUUGCAAGAAUGCAAAAAAUGCAAGACAUCUAGGUGGAAGGAUAAUAAAAAGAAACAGCCUGCAAAGAUUUUGCGCUACUUCCCACUAAAGCGGAGGCUACAAAGACUGUUCAUGUGCUCUAAAACUGUCGAGUCCAUAAGAUGGCAUUCUUUAGAGGGUAACCAAGAUGGAUUGAUGAGGCAUCCUAGGGAUUCUCAGGCUUGGAAAACAUUUGGCUUACUUCAUCCUGAAUUUGCAACGGAUCCUCGGAAUGUUCGACUAGUCCUAGCUAGUGACGGUUUUAAUCCUUUUGGAGCAAUGUCAACAAAUUAUAGAAAACAAAUGCCAGGCAAUGACAUAGACGUGUACUUACAACCUCUUAUCCAAGAGUUGAGGGAAUUGUGGUAUGAUGGAGUGCAAACAUUAGAUUCUUCAAAGAAUGAAAUAUUUAAAAUGCGAGCAGCUUUGAUGUGGACAAUUAGCGAUUUUCCUGGGCUUGACAUUAUGCACAUUGAGAAGAAUGUGUGUGAGAAUGUGAUAUACACUUUGCUCAAUGAUUCUGGAAAAUCCAAAGACAAUUCUAAAGCUAGGAAGGAUCUUAGAGAAAUGGGUAUAAGGAAAGAACUCUGGGAAGAUGAGAAUGGAAAUUAUUGUCCAUCUUUGUUUACUAUUUUAAAUACAAAGAAAAAUGGAUUUAUGAAAAAUGUAUUUUUGCGGACUUUAAAGAAUGUUAAAAUGCCUGAUGGAUAUGCGAGCAACAAAAUGUAUUAG
This is a messenger RNA of Lycium ferocissimum, 1263 nucleotides long. RefSeq lists its product as uncharacterized. NCBI's taxonomy places the organism in Eukaryota, Viridiplantae, Streptophyta, Magnoliopsida, Solanales, Solanaceae. The transcript has 3 exons. The coding region runs from base 1 to 1263 and encodes 420 amino acids. The record is from RefSeq and is a predicted model, not a curated record.